This is a messenger RNA of Marmota flaviventris (yellow-bellied marmot), 1493 nucleotides long. It is a transcript of the gene Wnt8b, whose product is annotated as Wnt family member 8B. Lineage: Eukaryota; Metazoa; Chordata; Mammalia; Rodentia; Sciuridae. Gene Ontology annotation, cellular component: extracellular region. Gene Ontology annotation, biological process: neuron differentiation; cell fate commitment; multicellular organism development. Gene Ontology annotation, molecular function: cytokine activity; frizzled binding. The record is from RefSeq and is a predicted model, not a curated record.
AGGUCAGUAAACAAUUUCCUGAUGACUGGUCCAAAAGCUUACCUGAUCUACUCCAGCAGUGUGGCAGCAGGUGCUCAGAGUGGUAUUGAAGAAUGCAAAUACCAGUUUGCCUGGGACCGCUGGAACUGCCCUGAGAGAGCCUUGCAACUUUCCAGCCAUGGUGGACUUCGAAGUGCUAAUCGGGAGACAGCAUUUGUACAUGCCAUCAGUUCUGCUGGAGUCAUGUACACUCUGACCAGAAACUGCAGCCUUGGAGAUUUUGACAACUGUGGAUGUGAUGACUCCCGCAAUGGGCAACUGGGGGGUCAAGGUUGGCUGUGGGGAGGCUGCAGCGACAACGUGGGCUUCGGAGAGGCAAUCUCCAAGCAGUUUGUGGAUGCCCUGGAAACAGGACAGGAUGCCCGGGCAGCCAUGAAUCUUCAUAAUAACGAGGCCGGCCGUAAGGCGGUGAAGGGCACCAUGAAACGCACGUGUAAGUGCCACGGCGUGUCUGGCAGCUGCACCACACAGACCUGCUGGCUGCAGCUGCCUGAGUUCCGCGAGGUGGGCGCGCACCUGAAGGAGAAGUACCACGCCGCUCUCAAGGUGGACCUACUGCAGGGUGCUGGCAACAGCGCUGCCGGCCGCGGCGCCAUCGCCGACACCUUCCGCUCCAUCUCCACCAGGGAGCUGGUGCACCUGGAGGACUCCCCAGACUACUGCUUGGAGAACAAGACGCUAGGGCUGCUGGGCACUGAAGGCCGGGAAUGCCUGCGGCGCGGGCGGGCUCUGGGCCGCUGGGAGCGCCGCAGCUGCCGCCGUCUGUGCGGGGAUUGUGGGCUGGCGGUGGAGGAGCGCCGCGCGGAAACCGUGUCCAGCUGUAACUGCAAGUUCCACUGGUGCUGUGCUGUCCGCUGUGAGCAGUGCCGCCGGCGGGUCACCAAGUACUUCUGUAGCCGCGCAGAGCGGCCGCGGGGAGGCGCUGCGCACAAACCCGGGAGAAAACCCUAAGGGUCUCCUCUCCUGCCUCCUUUCCCAAUUUGUCCUUGGCUUCGUUUAGCGACCCCAGUAAUAGAGGAACCUAGGAAUUGGGGACCCCGCACUCCCCAAGUCCAGAGAUCCUGAGAGGGAGAGGAUGCAAUCUUUCUGGAGCUUGCCACUUCCCUAACGUUUCCCCAAUUUCUCUGUGCUCUCCUAGAAUUGGUUCUGCGUCUCCUCACAGCCCACACUUUGGUGUGAGACCUGUUCUAAGACUGCGCUAUUGGUCUUCCUUGGACUAGGGUGAAAAUAGGCGCUCCUCCCUGACCCCACCUCCCAACUGGCCUAAGCCUGACUAAGACUUGGGAACUAGAAGGACCCUUCUCAGAUAUGGAGGGCUCAGGUAAAGCCAUGUCUUUUUCUCUUGCCCAUUGUCUGCUACCAAGCCCGAUGGCAGGGGCAUUCCCUUCCUGCAGAGCCCUUCCCGAUCUUGCAACUUCCUGUUAUUGACCCAGAUACUCCCAGGAAUCUCUAAC